Polychytrium aggregatum is the source of this 738-nucleotide messenger RNA. RefSeq lists its product as uncharacterized. The transcript has a single exon. The record is from RefSeq and is a predicted model, not a curated record. Gene Ontology annotation, molecular function: protein binding. The annotation marks the transcript as partial. NCBI's taxonomy places the organism in Eukaryota, Fungi, Chytridiomycota, Chytridiomycetes, Polychytriales.
AUGCAAGACCAUACCGUGGCUUUCGAAUGGUACACUAGAUCGGCCAACCAAGGAAACCCCAACGGUCAGAACGGCCUCGGUCUUUGCUAUUACAAUGGUCAUGGUGUCGAUCGGGAUUACAUCAAAGCUGUUGAAUGGUAUACCAAGGCUGCCCAUCAAGGUAACUCGCAUAGCCAGCACAGUCUCGGCCUAUGCUAUGAGUACGGCAACGGCGUUGCCCAAGACCACGCCAUGGCUUUCGAGUGGUACACGAGAUCGGCCAACCAGGGAAACUCCAAUGCCCAAUGCUGCGUCGGUCGCUGCUAUUAUAGCGGUAAUGGUAUCGACCGAGAUUAUGCCAUAGCGUUUGAGUGGUAUGCCAAAGCUGCCAGUCAAGGUAACCCGUAUGGUCAGCACAGCCUCGGCUUAUGCUAUGAGUACGGCAGUGGUGUCCGCCGAGAUUAUGCCAAGGCUGUCGAGUGGUAUUUUAAAGCCGCCGAGCAAGGAAACGCAGAUUCCCAGAGUGCGCUCGGCCAUUGCUAUUACAAUGGCGAUGUUGUCGACCAAGACUAUUCCGAGGCAUUCGAGUGGUACUCUAAAUCGGCCAAACAGGGCAAUGCUUCCGGCCAGAACGGUCUCGGUCUCUGCUACGAGUACGGUUAUGGCGUCGCCCAAAGCUGGACCCAAGCAUUCGAGUGGUAUACAAAGGCGGCCCAACAGGGAAAUGCAGCUGCCCAAUCCAAUCUCGGCAACUGCUAU